AUGUCAUCAUCUUCAGAGGAUGGAUUGGAUGAAAGAUUGGACGAGAUUUUCGACGAUAUCUGUGACGAUACAAUCGACAACAUUAUCGAGGCCCAAACCAAGAAGCAAAAGAAACGUGCUUAUAUAGAACGAAACCGUGAAGCUGGACACAAUCGUUUGUGGAAUGACUACUUCUCCGAACAUCCGACUUAUGAGGAACAUUUAUUCAGACGCCGUUUCCGUAUGAACAAGGGAUUAUUCAUGCGUAUUGUGUAUGCCCUCUCAGAGAACGUCUCAUUCUUUCAACAAAGAAGAGAUGCUACCGGGAGGUUUGGUCUUUCUGCACUACAAAAAUGUACGGCAGCCCUUCGUAUGCUUGCUUAUGGUUCUGCGGCUGACGCGGUUGACGAAUAUCUCCGACUAGGUGAGACGACGGCACUUUCAUGUUUACAUCAUUUCACUCACGGAGUAAUACAUUUAUUUGAAGAUGAGUAUCUACGAAGACCCACAGCAGAGGAUCUUCAACGACUACUCGAUAUUGGAGAGAAACGCGGGUUUCCUAGGAUGGUUGGGAGCAUUGACUGUAUGCAUUGGGAGUGGAAAAAUUGCCCAACCUCUUGGAAAGGACAGUACGCCCGGGGAUCAAACAAACCGACAAUUGUCUUAGAGGCUGUAGCUUCACAAGAUCUUUGGAUAUGGCACGCCUUUUUUGGUCCUCCAGGUACCUUAAACGAUCUUAAUGUCCUUGAUCGGUCUCCUGUUUUUGAUGACAUUAUAGAAGGUCGAGCUCCAAGGUUAGAGUACGUGGUCAACGGACACAAGUAUAAGUUCGCUUACUACCUCACUGACGGUAUAUAUCCAAGAUGGUCAACAUUUAUUCAAUCUAUCACACGGCCUCAAUGUGACAAAACGCGGUUAUUUGCUAAAAGACAAGAAUCAGCCCGAAAAGAUGUCGAGCGGGCAUUUGGCGUUUUGCAAGCUCGAUUUGCGAUUGUAAAAAACCCGGCUCUUACAUGGGACAAAAAAAAGAUUGGGAAGAUUAUGCGAGCAUGUAUCAUAUUACACAAUAUGCUAGUCGAAAAUGAACGCAAUGGCUACGGGCGUAUCGACAUCUCGGAAUUUGAAGAUGGAAGCGUGACAAGGAGUUCAGAGGUGGAAACCGAAACCGACAUGCCAACAAAUCUCAAUAACAUGUUUUCCGAUCAGAACCAGAAAGAGCUUCGGGAUGCGCAUAUACAUGAACAAUUGAAAAAAGAUUUAGUUAAGCAUAUUUGGAACAAAUUUGGUCAUGAUGAUUAA
Raphanus sativus (radish) is the source of this 1278-nucleotide messenger RNA. RefSeq lists its product as uncharacterized. The transcript has a single exon. NCBI's taxonomy places the organism in Eukaryota, Viridiplantae, Streptophyta, Magnoliopsida, Brassicales, Brassicaceae. The record is from RefSeq and is a predicted model, not a curated record. The coding region runs from base 1 to 1278 and encodes 425 amino acids.